AUGUCUGCCUGGACAGUGAAAGUGGAGUAUCAUGCUGCUAGAGCUCCAUGGGAAACCCCAGUGGAGCGAAGUCAUUCUGUUGGCCUACGGACGCUUCGAGCUUGCUAUACCCCGCAGAAGCUUGCUAGGGCCACCGCUUACGACUUAUGCAAGAUUUACGAUCAUGUUACCUUGAUGAUGAACACAUCGCCUAUUUGUGAGCAUGUUUUGGACCAUCAAGCCGGAUCGUCAUCUUCUACCUUUAUUACUGCGGACUCGCCAGCCUUUGGUUAUACUCGCUCAACUGGCUUAUUGCUUAAAUCGGUGGACGGCGACCCGAUACCCAACUUACAUGCUUCUAGACCGGUCGCCGUAGAAAAUAUCCGUAAGGCAUUCUUGGCACACCAUUGGCAAGCUCUUCGAGACCGCUGCGCUCAACAAACUGGUCGCAAGCCUUCCAAGCAUAUCAAGCCCUUGGACCCUGGUUCCACGGUACUGAUUCGUUAUAAGCCUCGUAACAAGUGUGAUGUGGGUGUUCAUGUUGGUCACAUUGUAUCGGCGGACAUCUCGCCUGAUGGUCUCUGUCGUCGAUAUCGUGUGAGGUCCACCCUGGGUUAUGAGUCUGUGGAGAACCAUUGUAAUGUCGUUCCUCUGGAUGUACACUCUCCGCAAGAGUGUGCCCUCACCAGGGGGGCAUGUUGUAGGAGUCGAUGA
Molecule: messenger RNA, 693 nt
Organism: Perkinsus marinus ATCC 50983
Lineage: Eukaryota; Perkinsozoa; Perkinsida; Perkinsidae
Exons: 1
Coding region: 1-693 (230 amino acids)
Source: RefSeq, a predicted model, not a curated record